Lathyrus oleraceus (garden pea) is the source of this 1173-nucleotide messenger RNA. Its product is annotated as probable polygalacturonase At3g15720. The transcript has 8 exons. NCBI's taxonomy places the organism in Eukaryota, Viridiplantae, Streptophyta, Magnoliopsida, Fabales, Fabaceae. Bases 1 to 1173 code for a protein of 390 amino acids. The record is from RefSeq and is a predicted model, not a curated record. Gene Ontology annotation, molecular function: polygalacturonase activity. Gene Ontology annotation, biological process: carbohydrate metabolic process.
AUGCAAGGAUUCAUUGUUUAUGUUUUAAUUCUCUCUUUUAUUUCACCUUGUCUGUGUAUAAGGUUCCAUGUUGGAACCACAUAUGGUACUACUUAUAAUGUGAUGCAAUAUGGUGCAACUGGUGAUGGCAAAUCUGAUGAUACAAAAGCAUUUUCAAGUGCAUGGAGUAGUGCAUGUAAAGCAGAAGGAAUGUCAACAUUAGUUAUACCAUCUGAAAAAUCAUUCUUGGUGAAGAAAAUAGAUUUUAGCGGUCCCUGCAAUUCUGAAAUUCUCAUUAAGUUUGAAGGAAAAAUAGUUGCACCUUCUAAAGAUGAGUGGGAAGCUGGACCAUAUUGGAUUGUCGUUGAAAAUUUAAAUGGACUCACAGUUGAAGGCAAUAGUCAAGGAGUAAUCGAUGGAAGUGGUUCUACUUGGUGGGGUUGUUCAGAUUGUGAUCGACCAGGGGUGUUCCAUUUUCAUCAAUGCGAAAAUCUUACUGUUAGUGAUUUGAGCAUCAGUAAUAGUCCACGAUCUCAUGUAUCUAUUAAUGCGUGCAAGGGCACAACAUUCUCUAAUAUAGCAAUUAAUGCACCUGCUUCAAGUCCUAACACUGAUGGAUUUGACAUUUCUGAUUCCACUAAUGUUUUGAUACAAGAUUCCCACAUAAAAUCCGGUGAUGAUUGUAUUGCUAUCAAUGGUGGCUCCUCUUUCAUCAAUGUUACAAGGCUUAUUUGUGGACCCGGUCAUGGAAUAAGUGUUGGUAGCCUUGGUAAAAAUGGAGCUAAUGAUAAAGUUUCUAAUGUUUAUGUACAAAAUUGCACCUUUAGAGAAACUAGCAAUGGAGCAAGAAUCAAGACAUUUUCAGGUGGAUCAGGUUAUGCAAAAUAUAUUACGUAUGAACAAAUCACCCUUCAAAAUGUUAAGAACCCAAUAAUCAUAAAUCAGGCAUAUCAUGAUUAUCUGGAGGAAACAUCAUCUGUGUUGGUGAGUUCUGUGACAUUUCGAGGAUUUAAGGGGACUUAUGUUGGUAAAGUGGCUAUUAGUUUGGAUUGUUCUUCAUCCGGUUGUUUUGAUAUUCUUUUGGAUCAAAACAGCAUUGUACCUGCUGAGAAUGAAAAAAGUGAUUCUGUUAGUUGUAGAAAUGCUCAUGGAACUGUUAGAGAUACUAUUCCAAAUGUCCCUUGUCUUUCUUGA